This is a messenger RNA of Salvia splendens (bonfire salvia), 3465 nucleotides long. RefSeq lists its product as uncharacterized. The coding region runs from base 2399 to 3313 and encodes 304 amino acids. The transcript is spliced from 9 exons. The record is from RefSeq and is a predicted model, not a curated record. NCBI's taxonomy places the organism in Eukaryota, Viridiplantae, Streptophyta, Magnoliopsida, Lamiales, Lamiaceae.
GCUUGCAUUGUUGUUCAUAAACGGAGGUUAAGAUCGAUGAAUCUAAUUUCAAUGAGAUCGGUAUGCGUUUCAUUCAUUCCUUUUUUUUUAUGUUUAGCGUUCCACAUUGGUUGUAUAACGCAACUAAACUUCUUUAUCUCGAUAAUCUAGUCUUUUGAGAUGAUUUAUCGCGUAACUAUUUUUAUUGAAAGGUUCAACAACUCAAAGGUAGCCCAUGGAGUGGUGGAAUGGGUGAGAAGUCAGUUGCGACCAACGUGACUGACUGGUACCAACGAGGAUGUUUGGGAGCCAACAAGGAGAAGCACAAAAUGGUAGUCUCGAGAAGAAGUCGGCUAUGACCAUAUACCAGAGACCAAACAUACCGCUCAAUCAACCAUAUUUUUCAAAUUUUUUAUUACUUUCUUCCUCGUCCACAAUAUCCUUAAUACUCUUGUAGUCAUUAUUUUUAAUUAUAUAAUUGUUGUAUCAAAGAUAAAAUGUAAUAUUAUUGUAAAUAUAGGUACUAACGAGGAGUAGUAGUAUUAUAGAAAAGAAGAUAUUUUUGAGGAAAUUUGAUCUCUAUUUAUACAAGUUGAACAAAUAUAACUUUUAUUUUAAAUUUAUUUUUUAAUAUAUUAUAUAUUGACUGCAUUUUAAUAUUAUGUGAUACAAAUGAAAACAGCUUAUUGGAUAAUAAACAAAUGAGAGACGGAUCACAUGACCUCAUUCUUUUGGAUGGUCAACCAUGAGGAGAAGAGAGAGCACAUAAUAUUUAUUUAUUUAUUUUAUUUAAAUUAGGAAUUGGUAAGAGAGACCUGAUCAUGGAUAAACAUGAUUUUACGGAGGUUAAUUAAUAGGGUUGUGCGUUGUCCCUAUUAAUUAAUAGUCGGCUAAUCCCACUACCGUCGUCACCCGCUGACCUUACAGCUCUUCUUGUGGAGGUCGCAUCACGAGGUGAGACUUUCACUAAUCUAUUUUAAUUUUGAAUUUUUUUAUAUUAUAUUAAUAUUACUGAAAGCCCACCUUAUUUAAUCACCCAACAGCUCAGCCCAAAUUAUACAUGGUGUAGAACUUCUAAUUAUUAUUAGAGUACUAUCUAAUUAUCACUGUCUCUACCUAAAUUUUCUGGCACACUAAUAUGAUUUAUCUGAAAAUGCUCCAAUUCGGUGAAACAGAUUCAAGUAUAUAGUAUUAUGUAUUGUGUUUUAAUUUUCGAGUCAUUAUUGUCAAUAAUAUUAAUUGCGGUAUCUCUAUUUUUAGUUUUAAAAUCCCAAGUUUAUUGCCUUGUCCAACAUCAUAAUGGUCAAUUGGAGAAGGGUGUCUCAACCACAGCACAGGCUGUUGUGCACCAGAUACGGCCGCGUUUCAUUGUCACUACUUCAAUUUCAUUUUUAUUGUAUACUGCUAAGUGUUCACCGCCUUUUAUCAUUUAUAUUCAUUUUUUUUAUUUUUGUUGAAUAAAUUGCCUUAAAUCACCUUUUCCCCAUUAUUAUCGUAUACUCUACUUUAUUGUAUAAAAUCUGAUUCUCAAAUAUUCUUCAAGUAAGUAAUAAAGUUCUUAUAAAAAUUUAGUUGCAACUUUGUUUAUUUCUUUUAUUGUUUUUCUUAUCACAUUUUAUCCAUUAGUUUCAUUUUAUAGCAUGGGCAUCAAUAAUCUACUACUAUAAUAAAUUGGUGCAAGUAUUCGUCCAAUAAUUGUACCAAUUGGUAUCAUAUUUGUAUAAGUAAUUAAUUACUUGAGAAGAAAAAUGAAAUCUAUUAACAUUAUAACAAAGGAUUAAAGUGAAUUAUAGGGAAAUCUUAGUGUGGGAUUUUUUUUAAUAUUAUGCUCAUCACACUUUUUUCCCCUAAUUUUGCAGCAUAUAACAUUAUCUUUUUGAAUUAUAAUCACUUAAAAUUUUAAAUGGUUAUUUGGAGUGAUUAUUUAGGAUUAGAUAUUUCAUUUUGAAGUAUACUUUAUAUAAAUGAAGACAUUUAAAGGUGUUCGUUUGAAAAGUUUGAAUUUUCCCAACAAUAAUUUCCUAUUAUAUUUUAUUUUAGAAGUAAAUAAAGGUAAAGUAAAAGUUCGAAUUUUAAUUAAUAUUUGGGCGUGACAACUGCCAACUAAUUUUAUUCCCAUGACAUGAUAAUCUUGUAGAUGGAAAAAUAAGUCCAUUUGCUUUCUCUAUCGAAUGGAGAAUUCACCUCAUCUUCUCAUAGUGUCUACACAUUAUAUUAUGAUAUUUUCUCUUCUGUAAAAGUCAGGUUUGAUUUUCAGUUGAAAUUGAAUAAUGACUAGGAUACACGUAAGCAAUGCCCUAUCCAUGUUCGUCAUAAAACUCACUACAUUUCAUCAUCAAAUAAGUGUCUCCUUAUCCGACAACAUUAACUGCUUUCUACUCACAACUCUCUAAACUUUCCAUUUCUACUGAAUUUGAUUAUGUGGCCGACUUACUUUUUAAAGACUAAGUUGAUCAACAAAACCGAUCAUCAGAUUGAUUUUGAAAUUAUAGGAAGGAGGGAUUGUCCACUCCGAUCCAUGCCCGCCGGUGAAUCUCAGAGGGUGCGACUCAACCACAUACUGAAGCUCGAUGAUACCACGCCAAUCCGCGUACAGACCAAUGGCCGUAUUUACGACAAGUUGCUUAACAGUGAUCACAUCUUGACAAUUAUGCGGAUUGUGUUCAAAUCUGAAGAGAGGGCUGACUCAUCGUACGAGCUGAUUGCAGAAGGAGUAGCGGAAACCUAUAAAGGCCGUUACUUAAACUUUGGUGGCUUGAUCGACUGGGAUAAGAAAAUCUAUGAUAAAUUGCCGCCACGCCCUUCCAGCAUGGUGGAACCAUCGGUCAUAUAUGAGAACAAUCUACCUUUGAGGAGUUCUCAACGCUCGAACAUAGUAGAACCAUCAGUAAAUGAAAAUGCUCUACCUUUAAGGAAUUCUCCACACCCAAGCAUAAUGGAGCCAUCAGUCAUAAAUGACAACAAUCCAUUUUUAAGGAGUCCUCAACAUUUUAACAUGGUGGAACCAUCAGUUGUAAAUGAGAACAAUAUACCUUUAAGUUCUCAAAAUCAAAACACAGUGGACCCAUUAGUAAAUGAAAACAAUCUAAGGGAGGCUGGAGAUCCGGAGAUAAACGAGAAUAACUUACAGCAAUGGAACCGGAGGGAGAAGAUCAUCCGCGCAUUGAACUAUUUAAGAUUCCGACGGCUAUCGAAUGCGUCGGUUGAGAGCCGAGAGAGCAGGGUUGAGAGGGGCACGGUUAUUCCCUCAUCUGUUCUACUCCUUGUGUUAGCCUUCCUUAUGGUUGGAUCCAUGCGUUUUGUUUUGUACAAUCAAUUGUUUUUAUUUGGUUGAGGGCACGCAAUUGAUUAAAUUUGUUCAUCAUGUAGUAAUAAUAGUACUCCUAAGUUUUGUGGGUUUGCAUUGGAUAAUCAUGUGGCACAAUUUGUGUGAAUGUAAUUUGUAAUAAUAGCGACGAAUAACGUCUACGCAUGUUAUUUGGACUU